GUUAAUUUUUAAGGAUAAUUGGUGGAGCAAACACCGACGCUGCGCUGUGGAGAAGAAAAUAAGAGGCGGUCCGGUGUCGAGCAACUGUUGUGGCGGCCAUUGGAUUUUGGGAGAAUCAGCAGAGAAGAAUCAGGAAGACUGAGGAGGAGGGUAGACGAGAGCCAGAGAGGACGAGAGAGAUCAUGGCGUCCAUAUGCCUGUUCAGCUCUAAAACCCUAGCGUUACCCUCCGCGGUCUACCUACACAUAUCUUCAUCAUCUACAAGCCAUAGCUGCUCUUUCGGCAACUGCAGAUGCUCUUUCCCAUACAAACCAGUUUCCAAUUCGCAUUUGGUAAUUGGUAGAAGGAGAACGGGGAAGCAGGUGGUUCGAAUGGCCCCGGAUGAAGAGAAGCUUACUCGUCGCAAUCCUCUCGAUUUCCCAAUUGAAUGGGAGAGGCCUAAGCCAGGACGUAGACCAGAUAUCUUUCCUCAGUUUAGUCCCAUGAAAACACCAUUGCCACCACCAUUGCCAUGUGAUCCCCCUGAAGAAGAUGAGGAGGAAGAAGAGAAGAAAGAGGAAGAAGAGGAAAAUCCUGACAAGGAAAAUCCAGAUGAGCCUGAGUUCCUUGAGUUCCUUUCUCCUUUUCCAUCUUCACUCUGUUUUUUGAUAGGCUGAAAGCAUUAGAAAUCCCAAAGUGAUGAUGAGUUGAGAUAGUCCACCAUGAACCAACAUGUUUGAGAGUUACUACUGAUAUUGCUAUUCUGAAUUAAAUAAAAAAUCUCUCUAGGAUUUUUUAUUUUCUUGAGUUUUAGUUCUCCAUUUUAGGCAAUGUAUUUUACGAAUAAAUGAUCGUGAAUGGUAUGUCUUCUCUCCCAUUUCCAGUCCCACCGUUUGUUUGGCAAAAUUUUAUAUUUGAGCAUUGUUUAAGUUCUAAUCUCUAGAAGCUGCAGCAGAAUAUUGCGAGGGCGUUUGACAUUAUUAUAAGACACAAUUAUUUUUUCUUUUAUUUUUACAUUGAAUGCAACUCCUUGUUGUUUUCCAA
This is a messenger RNA of Momordica charantia (bitter melon), 1023 nucleotides long. RefSeq lists its product as uncharacterized. Lineage: Eukaryota; Viridiplantae; Streptophyta; Magnoliopsida; Cucurbitales; Cucurbitaceae. The record is from RefSeq and is a predicted model, not a curated record.